CAUCAAAUAUUAUUUAUGUUAAUUACUGAGUUUUAUGGGGGCCCUUAAUUGGAACUCUAGGUGAUUGCCUCAUUUGCUUCACUCUGGUUCUGGUCCUGAGAGGGGAACACAGAAGGGAUGGCUGGAAGAACGAGAACAAACGAGCCUCCCGGAAUUUUGUCAAACAACAGGCCAAUUAAUUAAGGAAAGUAGAUGUUACAUAGCUAGGUACAAUGAACGUGCAGUAAGUGGAUUGUCUCAGUAAUUUAGAGAGAAACCCCCCAAUACAAGCAUAGGUAGGUGGGGACAAAAGAGAGACAACAAAGUACUACAAGUAGAGCACUUCCUUUUUCUGAUUUUGCCUCACGGAAUUGAGUUCGUUCUUAUACACAAGUCUAAUGCCCCCUUCCUCUUCUGCAAUGGACCAGGUGGUGUAUGCUGAUUUAAACGUACCCGGGGACUCAGGCCCAGAAAGUUCUUCACCUUCAUCUCUUCCUCGGGAUGUCAGUCAGGGUUCACCUUGGCACCAAUUUGCCCUGAAACUUGGCUGUGCUGGGAUUAUUCUUCUUGCCUUGGUUGUUACUGGGUUGAGUGUUUCAGUGACAUCGUUAAUACGGAAAUCAUCAAUAGAAAAAUGCAGUGUGGACAUUCAACAGAACAUGAGUAAAACAACAGAGAGACUGAGUCUCUUAAACUGCCCAAUAUCUUGGGAGAAAGUCAGAGAGAAAUGUUUGUUACUUUCUCACACUGUCAGCCCUUGGAAUAACAGUCUAGCUGACUGUUCCACAAAAGAAUCCCGUUUGCUGCUUAUUCAAGAUAAGGAAGAAUUGAGACUCACACAGAAGCUGAUACAUGACAAAGCAGUUCCAUUUUGGAUUGGAUUAAAGUUUUCAUUACCAGAGAAGAAAUGGAAGUGGAUAAAUGACUCUUUUUUAAAUUCUGAUCAAUUAAAAAUUACAGGUGACACUAAAGAAAACAGCUGUGUUUACAUUUCACAGACAUCUGUGUUUUCUGAGGACUGUAGUACAGAAAUCAAAUGGAUCUGCCAGAAAGAACUAACACCUGUGAGAAAUGAAGUGUAUCCUGACGCCUGACUAUGAAUCCCAUCUCAAUUUAUUUGCUUCCCAUUACUGAUCUCUGUACUUUUAACUGCAUAUACUAUUGGUAUCACCUAAUGUUCAUUUAGUGACACAAAAUGAACAAAUUCUGAGAAUCGUACAACUGUUAUGAAUGUUAGAGAAGUUCAUGUUUAUCAUAUUCAUUCUAUAAAAUGAGGAAACAGAGACAUAGAGGAAACAUGUAUCAUUUUAAAGAAACAGUGUUAUUCUAUGGUGAAGGAAUAAAGGAUGUCCCGCAAUAUGCCAGAUUGAUAUAUUGAUUAUUUUGUGUUUAAAACAGUGGAGAAAUUGUAGAUUCAGAAAGAGACAGCUGACCUGUCUCUUCCUGCAUGCAGCAAGCCAUAAAGAUUCCUCUGGGAGGGUUACCCUCAUCAUACAAGGGCAAGAAAAUAGCCCUUAUUGCCAGAGACCUGGAAUUGGACUUUGCAAUGAACCUGAAUAAAUAUACUUAAUAAAGAAACACUUAUCUUUCACCUAUUUUACAGCUCCCCACAACCAAUAUAUCUCCUAGUGACUCCUCUAGAAAAUGUAUUGCCCCUAGCCAGCUUUUCUUUGUCCUGUCAUUUUUUUUUCAAAUUUAUCAUUCUUGAUCUAAAGAGCACAAAAGCAUCUUGCUUAGGCCAGUUUGGAUUUCACACUCUCGUGAGUGCCUCAUGUACAUGCGAAAUGAAUAAAAUGUAUAUACUUUUAUUUUGUUCA
This is a messenger RNA of Sapajus apella (tufted capuchin), 1796 nucleotides long. RefSeq names its product killer cell lectin like receptor B1 (gene KLRB1). Lineage: Eukaryota; Metazoa; Chordata; Mammalia; Primates; Cebidae. Bases 378 to 1073 code for a protein of 231 amino acids. The record is from RefSeq and is a predicted model, not a curated record. The transcript has 6 exons.